AUGCUGGAAUCUGCCGUACGGUUAGCUCUUAGGAAGUCAAUUCCAAAAGAGAAACUUAUCAAGCUUGAAAAAUUACAAUGUCAAAUAUUUCAUACGACAUAUAAUCCAACGAAGCAAAGAACUGGAGCUAAAAUUCUUCGGAAGCCAUUAAUAGGUCAAACUAUGGCUAGUUAUUAUGGUCCCGCAGAGUUUCCAAGUGUGUCAAGUAUUGCUCGUCUCUGGAAAGAUGACGAAUUUGAAAUUGUGAACGAACCAGAAGAGUACAGACUUGAAAGAAUUGAGACUCGUAAGAGAAGAGGGAAAGGUGCACCAAAGAAGAAAAGGGAGGCUGCUGGAAACAAGAAGAAGUGA
Brettanomyces bruxellensis is the source of this 351-nucleotide messenger RNA. RefSeq lists its product as uncharacterized. The transcript has a single exon. NCBI's taxonomy places the organism in Eukaryota, Fungi, Ascomycota, Pichiomycetes, Pichiales, Pichiaceae. Bases 1 to 351 code for a protein of 116 amino acids. Gene Ontology annotation, cellular component: mitochondrion. The record is from RefSeq and is a predicted model, not a curated record.